Molecule: messenger RNA, 420 nt
Organism: Canariomyces notabilis
Lineage: Eukaryota; Fungi; Ascomycota; Sordariomycetes; Sordariales; Chaetomiaceae
Exons: 2
Coding region: 227-400 (57 amino acids)
Source: RefSeq, a predicted model, not a curated record
UCCUCGUUGACUUGGGCGCUUAACGCAUCCAAGGAAUGGGAUAAGUCGUCCCUAGGCUGCGACAUGUCGUAUGCGUAGCUUGUGAAACUGGUGCAUGCAGAUUCGAGUACUAGUAGUACGAACUGAAGGUAAGGUAGGUAUGCUGCUCAAAUAUAAGUUUCACGAGCAGUAGCCAUACUAGAGCCUCUUUCCGAGCAUUACAUGGGGUGAAAUGCUAACUCUUAUCAUGUUUACAGCUGCCGAGUCGCAUGUUGAGCCUCUUCCCAAAGCUCUCCAGCCUUCCCGCGCACCACUUCUCGGUGUGGGCUCCCAAACUUGCAUGUUGGGGUUGCACAGGAAUUUCCUACCUACACCUACCUACCUACCUAGAGUACCUACCUACCUACCUACUUAUCGAUGAAUGUGCUGAAAUUUGAGGUA